Messenger RNA from Cinara cedri, 1542 nucleotides. The record is from the annotation of a GenBank genome assembly. NCBI's taxonomy places the organism in Eukaryota, Metazoa, Arthropoda, Insecta, Hemiptera, Aphididae.
AUGAGGAUAAAUAAUGUUUUAACAAAAUCGUGUCUGAUUAAAAAUCAGGUAAGGUUAUUUAUAAUUUUGAAUUUUGAUAAUCUCAAUGUCAAAAGUCAUACUACCUGUAUAGGUUAUUAAACGUAACAUAUAUUUUUGUGACAUUGUAUUAAUAAUAAUAUGUAUUUAUACUAGUUUUAAGAAGAUACGUUUUUAGUUCCGCAGAUUUGUAGCCACAACAGAGAAACCAAAAGACGUUAAAGCUGAUGUUAAAGGUUUGAGUUCCAAAGUCAUCAUUGCCAAUCCAUCACCUGGUAAAGAAUAAUAUGUUUUACCAAAUUAUAUUUGGUUAAUUAUUGGUUUUCCCCUUCGGGGAACAAUUUAUUAUUAGUAACUAUUGUUAUUUCAAUUUAUUUGUUUAUUAUUUUUUUCAAUGCUACAGAACGUGUGAAGAAAGCUGCAGAAAACGGCCCUUACAAGAAUCCACAAUAUUUUAGUUAUCAUAAAACAUCAUAUUUUGAUGCUGAAAUUGAAAUGCUCCAAUAUAGAUUACCAGUACCAUCAAGUUUAAAGUAGAUAAUGUAAGAUUUAUAUAAUUAUUUUGUAGGUUAACAAAUAUUAACAAUAUAAAUGUAAUAUCAUUGAUUAAAUAUAUUUAAUCAAAGGUAAUAUUAAGUGUAUUGUACAUAAAAGUCCUGUAAAAAGAUCUAAUGAAAUAAGUUUGAUAGUAAAAAUGUCCAUAUUUAUAUAAAUAAAAAAAAAAACACACUUUGUACAAUAGGUGGGCCACUAGGUGAGAAGUUGGGAAGGUAGGAUAUAGAAGAGAAUUUAAUGUAUAUUUGUACACAAUGACCAAUCAUUGCUAACCGAAAAACGUCUGAGGGAGUUCGGUUAUAAAUGUUUUAAAAGGGCAUAAUAUUUACGAUCUUCAUUAAUAUCUGAUAUUAAAAUUCUUAUAAAACAAAAUUCUUCAUUAAAAUCAAUUUAUUAUUCUUUUUUUUUUUAUUUACCACAAACAACAAAAUUAUAUAAAAAACUUGAAAAAUUAAAAUGUCUAUAAAUAGCUCAAAAAUGUUUUGAAAAUUUUACAUCUAGAAAAGACAAAUAUGAGUAAUGUUCUAAUAACACGACAAAAAAAGUAUUAUUUUAGUAAAAUUUUCCUAUUUUUUCCCAUUUGUUAUGAAAGCCCUUAGGAAAAUCCAAAAAAUUACCUCAGUAUCAUCCUGGUACAAUUAAUUAAUUUUAUAUUUAUACAAAACCGAUAUUCAUAUUAAAAUUAAUUAAUAAAUUACAGGUAUUUAUAUGUGUGUAUGUAUUUUUUGUUUUAGAUUCAGUAUGUCUUUUUAUAGAAUAUUAAUACGAUAUGUGCCAAUGAUAACUUUUCCAGUAGCUUUUGUUGCUGGUGUCAUUGGUUACAAUUUAGAACGAACAGUACGUGAUGUAACCACCCCCUCUAAACCUAGUAUUUUGGAAGAAAAAAGAAAGAAAAAAAAUGAUCCAAAAAUUUAUUAUGAAGAAAUACCGGUUUUAGAUAGAAAUCCAUCACCACAAUUUAAAAGAUGA